AUGACCGCGACGAGGGACAAUAGGCGAACUACCGCGGACAGCCUAGCGAGUGAGGCAUACCACAGCACGGGGAUCGUUGUGGUCGUUUUGCCUGUCCCACACGCAUCGGCCAGGGUGUCCCCGUCACUUGCCACGGCUUCAGCUGUGAAGGCCGAGGUCGUCCAAGUCCUUGAUGCCGAGACGACUGGCUGGCUGGCCAAGCAUGCGUCAGAGACAAUCCUCCACAGCUUGCUGGAUAACCUCGGCCGCUGCGUCGUCAGCUCAUCUGCUGAAGAUUUGUUAAACGCGCUGCCAGGACCAUUGGCUUCCGCAGAUCAUGAAGCUGUGCCGCUAGCUGGGGGAGGACGUCCAAAAUGA
Aspergillus lentulus is the source of this 357-nucleotide messenger RNA. Lineage: Eukaryota; Fungi; Ascomycota; Eurotiomycetes; Eurotiales; Aspergillaceae. The record is from RefSeq and is a predicted model, not a curated record.